AUGUCUGGGUAUCGGCCAGGCCACGAUCCCAACCCAUACAUCGACUAUGUUCCUCAACCAGAACAACAUCCGGAGGAGCGUGUCUUCGGGCAUGGAGAUAUUCAGCAUACAGCCGGACCAGGCCUUGCCACACCUCAUGGUCAUUACGGAGCGCCAUCGCAUCAACCACAGCAUCACCAGCAGCAGCAACAACAGCAGCAGCCUCAUCCCCAACACCAGCCAUAUCCAGGACCGUUGGCUCCAGAUAUGGCCCACCAUCAAUCUCCUCAAUACGGUGGUGGGCCACCUCAGAUGAUGUUUGCCCCGCCAAGGGCCAUGCAAACACCUACAGGCUCGAAACGGCAGCGAGAUGAAGAUGAAAUGGAGGCGAUGGGGAAUCUACCUGCAAUGGGAGGACCACACAUGGGGGAGAUGUCUAUGCCUCCACACAUGCAACAACCAUCGAUGGUGAAUUUUGGCGAGUCGAUGCACACACCACAGCAAUUUCACGGCCAUGGGCUUCCUCCGUCGCUUCAUCCUUCGAAAAGAGCUCGAGGCGAGGACCCAAACACCGUUAUGCUUUCCCCACCAUCUGGGGGGGCUCCAAGUGUAGUUGGCCAUCCAGGCAUGCCAGAGCCCGCGCUUCGACCAAGGGGUCCAAAACUCAAGUUUACUCCAGAAGAUGAUCAAAAAUUGGUGGACUUGAAGGAGAACAAGAAUCUAACAUGGAAACAAAUUGCGGAAUUUUUUCCGGGCCGAUCUUCUGGAACGUUGCAAGUCCGUUAUUGUACAAAGCUCAAAGCGAAGACAACACAAUGGACUGACGAGACCAUCCAAAAACUGCGGACUGCGCUCCACGACUACGAGCAAGAGAAGUGGCGCAUCAUAGCACAAAAAGUCGGCACAGGAUUUACAUCCGCCGCUUGCAAGGAGAAGGCUAUGGAGUUGGCUCAACCUUUAUAG
This is a messenger RNA of Glarea lozoyensis ATCC 20868, 942 nucleotides long. RefSeq names its product Homeo. The record is from RefSeq and is a predicted model, not a curated record. The coding region runs from base 1 to 942 and encodes 313 amino acids. The transcript has 2 exons. Lineage: Eukaryota; Fungi; Ascomycota; Leotiomycetes; Helotiales; Helotiaceae.